This is a messenger RNA of Cherax quadricarinatus, 1034 nucleotides long. It is a transcript of the gene mRpL13, whose product is annotated as mitochondrial ribosomal protein L13. NCBI's taxonomy places the organism in Eukaryota, Metazoa, Arthropoda, Malacostraca, Decapoda, Parastacidae. Gene Ontology annotation, cellular component: ribosome; mitochondrial large ribosomal subunit. Gene Ontology annotation, biological process: negative regulation of translation; translation. Gene Ontology annotation, molecular function: mRNA binding; structural constituent of ribosome. The record is from RefSeq and is a predicted model, not a curated record.
UGCUCACUUCUUUACCGGUGUUUCUUUCUCCUCUGUUCCUGCAAUCCUCUUCCACUUAUACUUCUUCCUCCUGACUGCAACAAACAUGUCAACAUAAGGAAUAAGAAAAAUUGUUUCUAGCACGAUAGAUGUUAAUAUGUCGGUAGCAAAAAGAGUUCAGCAAUGGGCAACAUUUGGCAGAAUGUGGUACUUGUAUGAUGCUAAGUGGCAGAAUCCACUGGACUCGGCAGACAAGAUAAAGCACUAUCUUGCAGGCAGUCAUAAGCCAAUAUAUCAUCCCCUAAGUGACUGUGGAGACCAUGUUGUCGUAAUAAAUUCACAUGAUAUAGCCCUUCCAGGGGAUGAAUGGGAAAAACGUGUAUAUUUUCACCACACUGGCUAUGCUGGGGGUGCUACAUGGACAUUAGCCUGGGAACUGCAUAAAACUGACUCCACAAUGAUUCUGAGAAAAGCUGUAUACAAUAAAUUAGAUGGCAACCUAUUACGAAGAGGAAGGAUGGCCAGACUUCACAUAUUUCCAGAUGACAAGAUCCCUGAUAAAAUUUUGGAGAAUGUUUCUGCUCAGCUACGCCAGCUUCGACUGGUUCCCAGACGGCUUGACCAUUAUCCCCAGGAAGUAGUUCAUAACUUUCCUAAAUUAUUUGAUUGGCCAGAGGAACAUGUUAUUCGGUAACCGUGGUUUGAAGGUGUUAAUUAUAGUAAAAAAAAUAACUGCACAUUUCAAUAAAAGAUAAUAAUAUAGUAUAUUAAUAAAGAAAACAUAUGACAAUUUGUGUCAAGAUAUGCUCUUGCCAACAUGUAUUGUUCACCAUUUGCAUUUCCAUAUUGUUUAUAGUGGCUAACAGCAGAGCUAGUUGCACAGCACUGCUCAUGUUCAUGUCUGAAGUUCUUGGAGUGUAGCUGGUGUCCUGCUCUGCACCUCAGUCUUCAGAUGACAUCCCACACUGAUUAGACAGUAUCAUGAAUGCUUUUAAAAAAAAAAAGUGCACUUUUUUAGACACCCUGUAUGUAGUAAUAAAAAAAGAUUGUGCUCU